AUGUCUGAAGAUUCGGCAACACUGCCAAUGUUUCAGGAGCAAUGCCUGGCUGGCCAUGGGGACCCAACCAUGGGUUUGAAACCUCCGAGCUCACGCCAGGUCCUUAGGAUUGCAUUGAAUUUGAAGUAUCUGCUGGACAAGAUCAUUCCGACGGUCUACGAUGUGGAUAAAGUGACCUGUCCGCACUCUCGUAUCAUAAAUCAGGAUGUGAUAAAGUUGGUGCGCGAGGCUUGUGGUGGUAAUCCCAAGGAUAAAUCAAGCGUGCAAAGGUACCAGUCUGUUCUGCUGUUUGCCCUGUUAAAAGUCUCAUCUUGGUAUGAAGAAUUGGCAGCUGAAGAAUUGCACAACGCUUCCCUCUAUGAGUUACGUUCAUUGGCCGCUCAACAUCUUUGCAGGGUUAUUAUAGAGCAUGAGGAGACGGUCGAUCUGCAGUUCUUGUUCAUGGAGAUGUUAUUGCGCAGAUAUGUUAUAAACGAGAAUGACGAAGAUAGUGAACCUGCGAGUGUCAUUGAAUUAGCUGCUGAUAUGCAUUUGACGGUAGUUAUUGGCUCGAGUGGGUUCCAACGGUGCUUAAAAUGGCUAUGGAGAGGUUGGAUCAUCCAAUCUCGAGACGACGCCAGUGUCUUUGUCAGGGAGAAAUUGGUAGCUUCGACAAGUUUCCGAGAUCAUUUCAAUCCAGAGCGAAUCAAGACGCCAAUGUACCAGAAUAUUAUACAAAUCAUUUUCUCCUUUGUCUUCCUAAUACUAUACACUGUGGUAGUUAACGAUAAGAACUCCACUAAGGUUGAACCUUUGGAUGCUAAAGAGAUCUGCUUCUAUCUGUUUACACUGGGCUACGUUAUUGAUGAAAUGGUCAAGUUUUUUUACAUCGGUUCAGCCUACUUUUCGUUUUGGAAUGCAUUCAACAACACGUUAUAUGCCAUCAUUGGUACCUCUGUGUUCUUGAGGAUUAUUAGCGUUGGUCCUAUAAAAACUCACUAUCCUGCAGAAUACUGGGAUAUGAUUUCCUAUAGGAUUCUCUCAUUAGCUGCUCCCUUUGUGUGGUCACGACUACUACUGUUUUUGGAAUCGGUACAAUUCGUGGGGUUAAUGCUGGUUGUCCUAAAGCAUAUGAUGGCAGAAUCCCUUGUGUUUUUCGUUAUGCUCUUUUUAAUGAUGAUAGGAUUCUUACAAGGAUUCAUUGGACUCGAUUCAUCUGACGGUAAGAACGAAAUUACUGGGCCUAUUAUGACCAAUCUUUUCAUAACAGUCCUUGGCGCUGGUGGUUUUGAUACGUUCGAAGAGUUUGCCCCUCCAUAUGCGGCAAUCUUAUACUACGGAUACCGGUUCAUCGUGUCGGUCAUCUUAUUGAACAUCCUAAUUGCCUUGUAUGCGAACGCAUACCAAAAAGUGGUUGAUAAUGCUGGUGAUGAAUAUAUGGCUCUUAUGUGUCAGAAGACGCUGAGAUUUAUUAGAGCCCCCGAUGAAGAGGUAUACGUGCCGCCUUUGAAUAUCGUUGAAGCUUUUGUUCAUCCAACCACGCUUCUGCUAUCUACAGAAAAUGCAAGAAGACUGAAUCAUUUCAUUAUGACCAUACUGUACGCACCUGUUCUUCUUGUGGUAGCGCUAACCGAAAUUCGCACCGCUAGGCGCAUUCAGUACAAUCGGAUGAAGAACUUGGAAGACGAUGCUAAUGAGAGUGAUCGUGCCUGGGACUUGACAGAUGGAUUUGUCGAUACCGGUCAUGAUAUUUUCUCCCAAACUGAGAACACGGGCAUUCAUGCUACUCGUAAGAAGAACGGAGUUUCAUUAAAGAAACAGCGAGAGGCGGAAAAGGCUGACCCACAUUUCUCAGUCCCCAAAGACUGGUGUAAGAGAGUCAAGAAAUCGGUUCAGCCAGUUCAAGAGGGAUUUCAGUCGGGUAUAGGAUGGGAAACUUUCAAGUUAUAUAACGAAGUUCAAGAGCGUUAUGAGAAAACUGAAGAAAAAAUCGAGAAGUUGAAUAAAACUAUAACAAAUCUGGUUGAAUCAUUACAAGAGCUUAAAUUGACUAAACAGGAGUAA
Molecule: messenger RNA, 2043 nt
Organism: Torulaspora delbrueckii
Lineage: Eukaryota; Fungi; Ascomycota; Saccharomycetes; Saccharomycetales; Saccharomycetaceae
Gene: YVC1
Product: Yvc1p
Exons: 1
Coding region: 1-2043 (680 amino acids)
Source: RefSeq, a predicted model, not a curated record